AUGGCGAGCCUUGAAUCUGUCAACAUCCUUUCUGAAGCGGCGUUUGGCUGCGAACAUCUUGCCACGAUCCUGCAAGAUCAAUCCACUGCGGGCCAGUUUAAGAAUGGGUACCGCAAACAAUUCGAGUCCCUGGCACCGUACACGAAGCCUGAGACGGCUGCAGUGCCGACUAGUGGCCUGCGGACCGUGGCUUCUUUGAAACCAAAGUACCACUGUUUGACCUGCUCGGAAGCCUGUCUGAACUCGGAACGCAAGGCCCACACGAAGAAGACUGGCCAUGCUUUCUAUAUGGAAUCACGCAACCGCUUCAUCUUCUGUGAGACGUGUGUGGAUUUUAUCUACGAUCAUGGCCUUGAAAGGCUCUGUGGCCCUUCUGGCAAGUUUGAAUAUCAAGAUGGCAAAGACCGAUGGAUUGAGGACUCUGCUUCGGAAGUCUAUGUCAAGAACAACGCUUACAAGAACCCUUGCUCCCGUCGUGGCGCCCGCGGUGUCUGGAACAUGGGACAGACCUGUUAUCAGGCUGUCAUUCUCCAAGCUCUGCUGCAUGAUCCGACUCUUAACGCGUAUUUCCUGGCCGGAGGUCAUGACAUCCACACUUGCAAGAGACCCUUUUGCAUGGCUUGUGCUGCCACUGAGAUAUUUAUGGAAUUCAACAGUGGUGAGAAAACCGAUGCAGUGUCGGCGGCUACCCUCCUCUAUCAUGGCUGGGAUGCGUCAAGAGAAAUGGCAGGCUAUCGCCAGCAAGACGCUCACGAAUACUUCCAGUUCCUAGUCAAUUCUCUUCACGCCGCCACCCCCGGCCACUCCGAAAGCUACGACACCAAAUGUGAAUGCUUCUUCCAUCGUACUUUCUACGGGGAACUUCGUAGCAGCGUGAUGUGCCACAAGUGCGGCAAAACCACCCACACUUAUGACCCCAUGGCGGACCUAAGUCUCGACGUGCAGCUGCAGAACAAGAAGCGCAAGCUGGGCCGAUCAAGUGGGACCGGUACCUCGAACCUGAUUAGCUGCUUGGAGAGCUUUACUGCGGUCGAAGACCUGCAGCACCACACUGAGGCGGCAUAUCAUUGCGAGAAAUGCGGCAACACGCCGCAGAGAGCCUCGAAGCGGCUGCAGAUCAACAAGCUGCCUAGUAUCCUGUGCAUGCAGUUGAAGCGCUAUGAGCACAACCAGGCCUCCUCCGAGAAGAUGCAUGGUCAUAUUGACUUCCCGAUUACCCUGAACAUGCUCCCCUACACCGUGAAGAAGGACAAGGAGCGCGUGGACACGUCGAAGUACAUUUACGAUCUGUCCACUGUCGUGGUCCACCAGGGCUCCAUGGAUUCGGGACACUACUACUCAUACACUCGCCUCGGAGGCGACCAGUGGGUGCUCAUGGAUGAUAACAAAGUGACUGUCGCCAGCAUCGCGGAUGUCCUCAAGCAGAACGCUUACCUGCUGUUCUAUGGCAUUCGCUCGAUUGAUCCCGAGAAAUGA
Molecule: messenger RNA, 1476 nt
Organism: Penicillium daleae
Lineage: Eukaryota; Fungi; Ascomycota; Eurotiomycetes; Eurotiales; Aspergillaceae
Exons: 7
Coding region: 1-1476 (491 amino acids)
Biological process (GO): protein deubiquitination
Molecular function (GO): cysteine-type deubiquitinase activity
Source: RefSeq, a predicted model, not a curated record